Hypanus sabinus (Atlantic stingray) is the source of this 3123-nucleotide messenger RNA. RefSeq names its product platelet-activating factor acetylhydrolase IB subunit alpha2-like. The transcript has 6 exons. Lineage: Eukaryota; Metazoa; Chordata; Chondrichthyes; Myliobatiformes; Dasyatidae. The coding region runs from base 284 to 973 and encodes 229 amino acids. The record is from RefSeq and is a predicted model, not a curated record.
GAUGUUUGCAUUCAUAUCGAAGGCGGCUUUUGCGUCGAAGCCCGUUGAUUGACGGGGUAGGGUGGAGUCAGAGGAGCUAUCCAAUUCUCCCCGCCCCUUCUCGCCUCUCUCGGAGGCAGGUCUAGCAUGACGUGACGGGAAGAACGACUGCAGCCUCGGCAUCUCGUCCCGCAGGUCGCUUUCAAACUGAGCAGCACAAAUCUCACAGAGACUUUUGGUUGCUGGUUCCUCACCAGAGCAGCAGCUCCCAACUUCACUCCUAACGUUUUUCACUAGGGAGAAGAUGAGUCAGGAGGAACUUAACACAGCUGCGGUUCCCCUCUGUGCAGAGGAUGUGCAGGGAGAUGAUCGUUGGAAAUCACUGCACAGUCGGUUUGUCUCUGACUGCAAGGACAAGGAGCCAGAUGUUCUGUUUGUGGGGGACUCCAUGGUACAACUUCUGCAGCAAUAUGAGAUCUGGAAGGAACUGUUCUCACCACUCCAUGCACUCAACUUUGGCAUUGGUGGAGAUACUACACGGCAUAUUUUGUGGAGGUUGGAGAAUGGAGAAUUGGAAAACAUUAAACCCAAGGUGAUUGUCCUGUGGGUGGGGACCAACAAUCAUGAGCACACAGCUGAGGAGGUGGUUGGUGGGAUUGAAGCUAUCGUACAGCUCAUUAAUACACAGCAGCCUCAGGCUAAGGUGGUGGUUUUGAGUCUGCUGCCUCGUGGAGAGAAGCCCAACCCACUGCGGGAGAAGAAUGCACAGGUCAACACGUUGCUGAAGAGAUCACUGAUGAAGUUCUCCAAAAUGCAGUUCUUGAAUGUUGACAUUGACUUUGUGCAUUCAGAUGGCACCAUCUCCCACCAUGACAUGUUUGAUUAUUUGCACCUCACCCGGAUGGGCUAUGCCAAAGUCUGCAAACCUGUCUACGAACUGCUUGUUCAGCUGCUGGAGGAGACCCCUGAGGAGAAGCAAGCCAUACUGGCAUGAGAGGGUAGUAAACCCCAUUGCCCAUCCUGAAUGGGACCUAAGCAGAGCUGUCUGUAGAAUCCUGCAACAUUCUUAACUGGAGAACUCAAAUAAAGGCACCUUUGUAUCAUGAAGUGUACAUUUCCCACCAAACUGCAUGCAGUGAAAUAAUCCAUUCUUUAGGCCAUAGUGCAGCUAAAAUAUAAAUUGUUCUUUCAUUGUCAGUAGACAGAAUCAUUGUAUUAAUUAUGUUGUGUGUGUGUGUUUACGUAUGUUAGAAUUAUUUUAGAGCUGAUUCAAUUAAUGGGCUUGCAUAUAACCAGCUUUUUAAAGAUAGAACAAUCUGAGUGGUUAAAUUAUUUUUUUGGCUAUAGUCUUGGAUCCUGUAUCUGCCUCUUGUAGGGAUUUUUCAGUAAUUGACAGAAGUUGGUCAUCACUGCUUUGUGCGGUCAGGAGACCACUAGUGGUUGUAGAUGGAACACAUAAGGCAGCCAUCAUUUUGGAGGAUGACCAAAUUGCCUGAGUCUUGUAACACAAUAUGAAACUGAGCAGCUUUAUUUGCUUUUCCAAUUUCUUAACAUUGUAUCUUUGAAUUGGAAGUAUAAAAAGCUUGUAGCAGUACAUCUUGUUUUGAUGCAUUUGUCUUAACAAGUAUCAGUGACCCACCACAGUGGGUUCCUUAAAUGAAGAGCAAUAAGAGCCUUUAGUUAGUUUUAAUUGCUUUAUUUGCCCAACUUUAAAAUUGUGUCCCUAUAUUUGUCAAUUUCAGGGAAGAUAUGGGUUAAUAUGGGAAGAUAUGCUCCUGUUUUGACGCUUUAUUAAUUGUAUAAGUCUUUGUUAGUUACUGCUGACCCAGAAUUGUAAAUCUUGCUUUUCAAGGUGUAAAUUGUAAAGUCAAGAGGUAAUUUUACAACUAUAUAGGACCCUGGUCAGAUCCCACUGAAAUGAGUACUGUGCUCAUUUCUGGUCAUUACCGGAAGGAUAUGGAAACUAUAGAAAGGGCGCAGAGAAGAUACAAGAAUAGGUUGAGUGAACUUGGCCUUUUCUCCUUGCGGCAAUGGAGAAUGAGAGGUGACCUGAUAGAGGUGUAUAAGAUGAUGAGAAACAUUCAUCAUAUGUAUAGUCAGAGGCUUUUCCCAAGGGCUGAAAUGGCUAGCACAAGAAGGCACAAUUUCAAUGUGCUUGGAAGUAAGUACAGAGGAGAUGUAAGGGGUAAGCUUCUUACGCAGAGAGUGGUGAGUGUGUGGAAUGGGCUGCCGGUGACGGUGGUGGAUGUGGAUACGAUAGGGUCUUUUAAGACACUCCUGGACAGGUACAUGGAGCAUAGUAAAAUAGAGGGGUAUGGGUAACCCUAGGUAAUUUCUAAAGUUAGUACAUGUUUGGCACAGCAUUGUGGGCCAAAGGGCCUGUAUUGUGCUGUAGGUUUUCGAUGUUCUAUGUAAAUAGAGUGUUGUAAACUUUCAUUGGUUAUGUGAUAUGCACUUCAACUCUCUGAGGAACAUCCAUGUUUAGUAUCCUCUAAUAGUCUCAUCUGGAGCAACCAGGUAAAGACAUUUUUGUUUGUGACAUCAAUUGUAGGAAUCCCUCCAAAUUGGAGCUACACCAAUCUGGAAUGAUUGGGACCUGUGCAGUGUCAGAUUAUUGGCUUUUACUGAAUCACAAGUGGUUAGAUUAGGAUUAAAUAAGUAAACACCUUUAACCCAUUUGAUGAUCACAGAUAAUACAGAAAAAGAAAUGAUAAAUGAAAAACAUGUAAAAUUUACUGAAGUACAGUAUAGACAAAAUACUUUACAAGGUAUCCGUAUUUACUUACAUCAGAUAGUUGGUUAUUGCCACUUGCAAAGUAAAGAGUUGGAUUCUACAAAAGCAGAGUUACGUGUCUGAAAGUCGGUGGGGGGUGGUUGUGGGAGGUGGCUGUCAUCAGGAUUGUCUUGUGUUUUAUCUUGAAAGACAAAACUUCAUGGCUGGUGGUAUGAAACUGACCGAUCAUCUUCAAGGUUGUGGUAGCACAUCAGGGUGAACCGAAAUUGACUGCACUGAGUCUUACACUUUGUUAUAUUUUUCUGAAUGUAUCCUGCAAGCUAAUCUGUUUGCUUUUUCUUCAAUUAGUUUAUCUUGUAACAUGUACACAUUUAUAAUUUCUUGUUUAGUAAUAAAACUGCAUUGCUCGA